Molecule: messenger RNA, 2283 nt
Organism: Sabethes cyaneus
Lineage: Eukaryota; Metazoa; Arthropoda; Insecta; Diptera; Culicidae
Exons: 6
Coding region: 710-1588 (292 amino acids)
Cellular component (GO): membrane
Source: RefSeq, a predicted model, not a curated record
GACGAAUGUCUUAAUUUGUACGAAACGAACUGACGGACGUGUGUGCGUGUCAGUGAUCGCGGAUUGACGAGAUCCGGGGGGGUUUGCCUGAUCCCGUAGCGAACCGUGGGUUUAGUUGAGCCUUAUUCAUUGAAGAUGUCGGUUUGAAGCUUGCGAAGUGUCCGCUGGAAGGUAGAAAAAAGUGUGUGAGAGAGAAAGAUAAAAGGAAGAUCUUACCGUUUGAACGUGUUUGGGAGGCCCAGAAAGAGUGGGAGGAAACGAGCUUACGGUGUGUUCCGAAUACCGUCCUCUUUGUUAGUGCAACAGGGGUGUUAUCAUACAUUUACGGUACGUGUGGCCGACUUUUCGGGGUUCACGACGAUUUACCGAUUCCUGUCCAGUGCCACGAGUUUGAUGAGCGGUUAGUUUUUUUUUCUUGCGUUCCAAGAAUUUUAAUUCUUGUGCAGUCCUGUAAGAGUGGUGUGUAUGUGUGCAAAUAUCUGUGAAGUAAAAUUUGAAAUCCGGUUUUUGAAGCAAAGAAAGAAUUUACGAUCAAUGGUUACCAGUAAUUGGUACAGAAUAAAACAGUGAUCAAAAGCAGGCAGCAUCCCAUUUGAGCGGAGAAGAUCAAUCGGCAACGUCUGAAGCUGACAGGCUAGCGCGGUGUGCCUCUGUAGUUGUAGAGAAAGUACCCUAGAAAAGCCCAAGCAGGCAGUCCUCCGAAACCAAGAUGCCCUGCAGCGCAGUUACGUUGUCUCUCGCGACGAUAUCCGCCAUCAUUGCUGUUGCCCUGCUGGCAAUCGCCUUCUCCACAGAUAAUUGGCUCAGCUACGAAGUGAAGCGGAAUAACAUACAGACAUUUAUAGCCAAACAUCCAGAUGCAUCAUCACUCACAGAUGCCUUCAACAACAGGCUUAUCUACUACACUAGGACACGUGGUCUGUUUCGGUACUGCUAUCCGAAAGAGAAACCUCCGGCGUCAUCUGUUCAAAUCUAUCUCUCUCCUGUGGAAACGCACUGCUCCAACAUUGACUACUUCCCGCAAACCGAGGAGGACAAAUCUUCACCGUCAUUCAACGAGGACAUCAUGGCACGUCUGCACUUGGCCCGUUCCGUCAUAGCCGCCUUCAUUCUCAGCUUCGUUGCCAUCUUCUGCGCGUUUUGGACUGGCCUAUCCGGUUGUUGGAAACGGUCGGCUGGUGCAAUCACGGCAACGGCAAUCCUGAUGUUGACCGCUUGCUUGCUGGCAGCAGGCGCCAUGGGUCUUUGGCAUACGGUCGAGUUUUUCGAGAAGGAAAAAGUCGUCGGCGAUGAUUACUAUCAGAGCUGGACCACGGUUCUUCGGGAUAACACGCGUACCUCGUACGACUGGUCCUAUAUUGUGGCCUGGGCUGGCGUGGCAUCCAGUUUACUCGCUUCGAUUCUCCUGUCCGGAGCAGCAGUUUGCCUGCGGGGCGAACGUGAGAAGGAAGAGCAACUUAAUCUUCAGUAUCUGAUGCCAGUGUAUCCUCAAAAACAGCCUCCCUACCCCUAUGGUGGUUUUCCUCAGCCUCAGCUCUACCCGCAGCCAUACUAUCACGGAUCGCAGUACGGACCGUACAACUAUUAGAUGAGUUUGAGUAACAAUUGCGCGACCUCUGAUCCUCCCAUCCUGUGUGCCUGUAUUGUCUGCUCCGAGCAUUUGGUUCUAUUCGAAAUUUCCGUUUGGUUAGAUCGUGCGAGAUUCGGAUGAUGUGAGAUGGAAAUGUAGCGCUUAGAAACAAUCUUUCAAAUCGGUUCGCCUCGAACCGUAGAGUCGAAGAACGACGAAUCUCCUCCUCCAACUCUCCAGGGCCCUUGUGCUCUUGCUUUUAUAUUUUUGUUAGCUUACAAAAGUGUCCCAGAGACUGCGGAGAGAACGAAUAUUUUUUACCCAGCCAAGAUAUAUCACCCAGACGUCUUCCCCUUUGAUACUACGCUUUUUUUUCUCCUCCGCAAGAACCGAUACUGUGGCCUCUUUUUUUUUGUUGGAUGAAAACAGGUGUCAUUCUUUCGCGUGAAGCUAUUCUGUUUGAUUUUAAUUUUUACUGUCUAUGUUUAAGUUUAGACAUUUACUUUUAAAAAUUUAAUACAAAACAACGCAGCUAGAAGUUAAGAUUUAAUUUUGAUUUUUUUUUUCGUGAAAAAUUAACGACAAUAACGAAGAGGUGAGAAAUUAAAUGCGUAAUGCUCGUUUGUAUUAUGUAUAGAGAGUAAUUUAAUUGUACUGUGUAAGAUGAUAACGAUAGCGAAGAAGGAGGAAAAUAUAUUUUAGUUAUAAACCGA